Molecule: messenger RNA, 1182 nt
Organism: Sporothrix brasiliensis 5110
Lineage: Eukaryota; Fungi; Ascomycota; Sordariomycetes; Ophiostomatales; Ophiostomataceae
Product: nuclear protein SNF4
Exons: 2
Coding region: 1-1182 (393 amino acids)
Source: RefSeq, a predicted model, not a curated record
AUGGCAGACGCCCAAGCUUCAGCAACGGCCGCGUCGCCUGCCGAGCACAGCCAGCCGGCGGAAGUACAACCACAGCAACAAACGUCAGCAGCGGCACCGGGUGCAGGAGUGGCCACACACGAACUGCCAUUCGUCACACCAUCGUCUUACCUGCGACCAAACCCUGAUACCAGCGCACGCGCCAUGGCCGAUGCCCGGACGUACUCCGCGAUAGAUCGCGAACAGAUGCAGGGCCUUGAGAACAUCCGCGCGUUUCUCAAGAUUCGGACAAGCUACGAUGUCCUGCCGCUGUCGUUCCGUCUCAUUGUCCUCGAUACCGACCUUCUUAUCCGCAAAAGCCUUACAAUCCUCAUCCAGAACAACAUCGUGUCCGCGCCGCUGUGGGACUCACACAACUCGACCUUUGCAGGUCUGCUUACGAGCACAGAUUUUAUCAAUGUCAUCCAGUACUACUGCCAGUACCCGGACCGGCUCCACGACAUUGACCAGUUCCGCCUGAGCGGAUUACGAGACAUCGAAAAGGCCAUUGGCGCACAACCGCUCGAGACCAUUUCGGUGCACCCCAUGAAGCCACUGUAUGAAGCCUGCACCGAGAUGCUCAAGACCCGCGCGCGGCGCAUUCCGCUGGUGGACGUGGACGACGAGACCGGCCGCGAGAUGGUUGUCAGCGUCAUCACGCAGUAUCGCAUCCUCAAGUUCAUCGCCGUGAACAACGAAAACAACACCGUCAUGCUCAAGAAGCCAGUGCGCGAGAUCGGCCUCGGCACCUACAGCAACCUGCAGACGGCGCACAUGAGCGACUCCGUCCUCGACGUGAUCCACGUCAUGGUCGAGCACAACAUCUCGGCCGUGCCCAUUGUCGACGCCGACAACCGCGUGCUCAACGUCUUUGAGGCCGUCGACGUCAUUCCCUGCAUCAAGGGUGGCGUGUACGACGACUUGCAGUCGAGCGUCGGCGAGGCCCUGUCGAAGCGCGCCGAAGACUUUCCUGGCAUCUACACGUGCAGCGAGGACGACCGGCUCGACUCCAUCUUUGACACCGUUCGCAAAUCGCGCGUCCACCGCCUUAUUGUCAUUGACGACGAAAGCCGCCUGCGGGGCAUGAUCUCGCUGUCCGACAUCCUCAAGUACGUCCUGCUGUUCGGCGAAGAAAACGACACCGUCACGCCGGAUGCAGUAUAA